AGCCAGUCAAACAGAUGCUCUGGGAUCGGCUGACCACUCUCCUGGGCCUGCUUAGUGGGGUCUGUCUGCCUACAGGUUCAGGGAGACCUGGACCUCGUCAUCCCCCUCAGUCUUGGGCUGCUACCAAUCAGACCCAGCCUUGGGUGGACCCCCUGCAGCCAUGGUCUUCCCUGGGCACCUGGAUGGCCUUCCUGGGGCUGCAGAAAACCAAGCAGCUGGGGACAAGCCGGGUGUGGCGAGGCCAGGAAGUGGCGGCUGCUGUGUCCUUACCCCUGGAUCCACAGGAAGUGACGCAUGAGACUUGUAAAGCUGUGCCCUUUAUCCAGGUUCUCUCUAGGCCUGGCUGCACACCUGCCCGAGUCCGCAAUCGCCUCUGCUUUGGCCGCUGCUUCUCCCUCUAUGUGCCCGGCUCGGCUGCCACCCCGAGGGUCCUCAGUAACAGCUGUGUGCCCGCUCGCAGACGCCGGGUGCCGGUGGUCCUGUGGUGUAGCACGGGCAGCCCAGCCUGGCGUCGGCGGGUGAAGGUGUCCACAGAGCUGGUCCAGGAGUGCCAGUGCAUCCCCAAGCCCUGAGCCGGGCACUAUGGAUGGACAGACCGCAGAGACAGACGUCCAACCAGCAUGAGGAACGACUUGGUUAAGGGGCCAAGGAUGCAAGGACACAGGUCCCCGAAGCCCUCCUCCAGCGCGGAGGGGGAUGGGGGGAGACACUAGACACAGCCCUAGCGGUGGAGGUGGACCACUCAUCCCCAUCACUGUGGGGAGGGGGCGGGGCUCAGCC
Messenger RNA from Perognathus longimembris pacificus (Pacific pocket mouse), 780 nucleotides. It is a transcript of the gene Dand5, whose product is annotated as DAN domain BMP antagonist family member 5. Lineage: Eukaryota; Metazoa; Chordata; Mammalia; Rodentia; Heteromyidae. The transcript has 2 exons. The record is from RefSeq and is a predicted model, not a curated record. The coding region runs from base 15 to 572 and encodes 185 amino acids. Gene Ontology annotation, molecular function: morphogen activity. Gene Ontology annotation, biological process: signal transduction involved in regulation of gene expression; determination of heart left/right asymmetry.